AUGCAUACCGUUUUUCGUAUUGGCAGUAUUAUACAGAUCAACAACGAUAAUCGCCUGUGGCAGGUAGACUUAGUACAGAUCAAUGACAAUGAUCCGCAGCUAAAUGAUCUUACUGAACGGAUACGUAAUGAGAUUCGAGGAUCGACUGAAUGGGAUAGACUGGGUAAAUUGUUAAUUAAAAUGGGCCAAUUUGAUAAGGCCAAUGAAUUAUACGAAUUUCUUCUUGAUCAGACAUAUAAUGAUCGUGAGAAAACACAUUUUUAUCAUCAACUUGGAUGGAGCAAGAAAAAUCAAAGAAAAUAUGAGGAAGCCAUUACAUUUUAUCAAAAAUCACUUGAAAUUAAACAAAAAGUCAUGCCUCCAAAUCAUCAUUCGUUUGCUGUUUCCAUUAAUGAAAUCGGCUCAGUAUAUGAAAAGAUGAAUGAAUACACGAAAGCACUUUUGUAUUACGAAAAAGGACUUGAAAUUCAACAAAAACUUUCUUCGAAUGAUUCUGGCUUGGCAUCUACAUUCAGCAACAUUGGGUCUGUUUACGAAAAACUGAGUGAUUACUCAAAAGCCCUUUUAUUUCAUGAACAAGCACUUGAAAUUCGACAAAAUAUAGAUCCUUCAAAUAAUCUCAGCUUAGCUUAUUCUCACAAUAACAUUGGUUCUGUGUAUGAAAAGAUGAGCGAUUAUUCGAACGCACUUUCAUCUCACGAAAAAGCACUAGAAAUUCAGCAAAGAAUACUUCCGUCGAAUCAUCCUGAUUUAGCUCAAACCUACAGCAGUAUUGGUUUCGUGUAUGGUAAGAUGUGUCAAUACUCAAAAGCACGUCAAUUUCAUCAGCAAGCUGCUGAUAUUGGACAACGGUCAUUACCUGCCAAUCACCAUCGUAUUCAACAGUGGCGAAAGAGCCUCGACUAUAUAAAAAGAAAAUGUAACUGA
Rotaria sp. Silwood2 is the source of this 927-nucleotide messenger RNA. Lineage: Eukaryota; Metazoa; Rotifera; Eurotatoria; Philodinida; Philodinidae. The record is from the annotation of a GenBank genome assembly.